Molecule: messenger RNA, 2271 nt
Organism: Komagataella phaffii GS115
Lineage: Eukaryota; Fungi; Ascomycota; Pichiomycetes; Pichiales; Pichiaceae
Exons: 1
Coding region: 1-2271 (756 amino acids)
Cellular component (GO): nucleus
Molecular function (GO): zinc ion binding; DNA-binding transcription factor activity, RNA polymerase II-specific
Source: RefSeq, a predicted model, not a curated record
AUGAUACCAACCAUAGACCCCAAGGACCCUGAGUUGGUUUCUGAAGAUACGGCACAGUCCGCUUCUGCCCGGAAGCGUUCCAAGGUAUCGAGGGCUUGUGACGAGUGUCGUCGCAAAAAAAUAAAGUGCGAUGCCACUUUUUUGGCCAAUUCGAAUACCUUGCUGAAACCAUGUACAAACUGCUACAAAUACAACUGCUCUUGCAGUUUUACCAGAGUGCCCUUGAAAAGGGGUCCCAGCAAAGGAUUCGCAAGAGAUGGUUCUGGGUACGAACGCAGGAGGUCGUCAUCCGUUCAUUCAGUUUCCUCUUCGCAGAGCGUAACUUCACCAGUUCCCUCCCAUGCUUCGCUCCCUAUUCCUCCAGCCAAUCCCGUUUCCUUACCCCGUUUGAAUGUGCCAGGAGAUGGGCUUCUGUCUCCAAAGGCAGUACCGCCAACAAAUUUGUUUUGGAAGGUUCCAUACGAACUCCCAUCCUUUAGUGAUCGAAGGUCUUCUGUGGCUUCGGCUGAUUCUUUUCGCCGCCCAUCAAUCUACCAAAGUGACUCGGAGGAUGAUUUCUACUCUGCAACUGGAUCUCAGCGGAACUCAAUAUCCCAGGCACCUAGGCAAAGAAACUUGUCUCCUGCAUUAUCUGUUUCAAGUACUUCCAGUUUAAACAAUAGGAUAAAAUCCUUAAAUAUGGUGGCAUCUACUUUGGAAUCCAAUAUUCACAACUACUACUCCCAAGGCUUCAACUCAAGUCUUCCAAUUUUGCCGCUUGACGAGCGGAUUCUUUCUACCCUUCUUUCCAACGUUAGCAAUGGGUCUUCAUCGGCUUCUUGGGAUGCGAUAAGGAGUCCCAUACUGGAACUGUUCGACAAAUCUAUCUUAAUGCUUUUACGUUCCUAUGAGAGCCAAUUCAAUUUCAAUGACCUGCUAGACCAUGUCACUGAGAUGCAAUCUAUAUAUCCCCGCAUAAGAUCUCAUCUUUUAUCCGAUGAACUUCUCAAGCUAAUUUUUUUAAUGAGCGGGGUUUUGACUGAUUAUGCUCUCAUAUUAACUGGCCAACCUUACUCUACUGGUUUAUCGAUCACAGUUUCGGUUUUCAAUGACUGGAAAACGUACGAGAAUGUGCAGAGAGUUUUAGUGAUCAAUAGGGCGGGUUCCUUAGAUUUAGAUUACGAUUCACUGCCCUUUUUGUUUGCCCGUUGUUAUCUCUCUUUGGCAACUUUGGAUUUGAUUUACUCCCUUUCCUUUUCUUCGCCACGACUGAUAUCAUCUUUUGCUAAUCUGCCCAUCUUAGACAUUGUUCAAAAAUGUGGUAUCACUAAGGAUGCGAAACUUGAUGAAACCCCUCUUCCAGUACUUGACCAAUUUCUGAAUUGUUUUCUACCAGGUGACACGUAUCCAACAGCUUUGAACACCCUAAAGACUGGCCUUGUUCUAUUAGACUUCACCAAUAAUCGUUCGACAACACUAAGGUUCCCAUUCAUAAACAUACAUGAUGACAAUCAUAUGACAGGCCUAAGCCAUUUGUUAUCCAACGUAUCAGAUUUCAUGAGCCAGUUCACUGAAGUUCAUUCUGAUUCCAAAGAUUCUCAAUUGCUCUUCUUACGGUGCAUCUGGGCGUUUUGGGAAAUAGGCUCGGUCCUAUCAGAGCUAAUAGAUCAUUUUAUUUCCUCAAGUGCCAAUUCACAAGUAGGUGACAAGGAUGCAAGUUUUUUUUACGAACAUCAACUAAAAGUGACUACAUUGUUGGGCACUUUUUCCAAUAUUGCAAGCGCUUUUUUGACUUCCAGUACAACAGCUGCUUCACACCCACCUCCCAGUAUUUCGCCAUUUCAUAUUAUCUCAAUGGUAGAGUCCUUCAAGAUGGUGCAGUUUCUUAACAAAUUAAUAGCAUCUUUUAUUUCAUUGAAUGAAAAACUGGAAAAACGAGAGUUGGAAGACGAACUGUCCAAGUGUAAAGAAGAAUUAAAUAACUUGAACGAAAGAUUUCAAGCUGUUUCAUCCGUACAAACACUUCCUGUUGUUCAUGUCCUUUUCCGUGAUUUGGUUUUUUCCUCAAACAGACUUGAUACUCAAAGGGAUAGAGCUUCUUCGGUGGUGUCAGCAACAACCACAACAUCAACUGCUACAACUACAGCAACAACUAAAAAAUCGUCUUUCGGGAAUCUUCUACAUUCAGAUGAGGAGAACAUACUACCUACAGUUAUCGAUUGGUGCAAGGAACAAAAACACAGCGCUGAAAUGUUUCUAAACAAAAACGAUCUAAAUGGCUGGCUUUAUUAA